Molecule: messenger RNA, 1127 nt
Organism: Phytophthora nicotianae INRA-310
Lineage: Eukaryota; Oomycota; Peronosporomycetes; Peronosporales; Peronosporaceae
Exons: 1
Coding region: 110-955 (281 amino acids)
Cellular component (GO): membrane
Source: RefSeq, a predicted model, not a curated record
CUCCCAAGCUCUUCAGGAGGUGGUGCAGUUCGACAAACCCUUUUUCAUUGUAUGCUUCAACCACACAAUCACGGGGGUCGUGCUGCCCUUGGUAAUCGGCUACCAUUGGAUGUUUGGAGAGAUAGAAGACCGCUAUGCGGGGCUGGAUGUUAUUGGGAUAUUGACACGCCACUCUGUGAUUCCGUUCGAUAAACUCUGUCGCAUUUCGGCUUGGCUGAGCCUAUUUUACCUAUUGGCAGACUACUUUUGGUACGCGGCAUUGACGAACGUCAGUGUAGCGGCGGGGACGGCUAUCUUCAACUGCUCGCCGUUGUUUGUGUACUGUUUUUCGAUCUGUUUCCUGCAUGAACGACCGUCGUUUGGCAAGAUUUGUGGCGUGUUCACGUCGUUUGUGGGGGUCACGAUGGUCGUCAUGUUCCAAGAUGGAAGCGACGUCGACGCGAUUGCUGGUACCGGUUUACUGGCUGGUUUGCUCGUGGUGAUAUCGGCUGCUCUGUAUGGAGGAUAUGAGGUUGCGUUGCGACUUGCUGUUGGGGAGGAUAUUACGGACACGUCGACGUUGUUGACGAUGACGGGGUUGACUGGAUUGUUUACUGUCCCCCUGUGGCUCGUUGGAAGUUUCGCUUUGGUGUACAGUCCGUUCUCGUCGCUACAGGAGCCGCUCGGUUUCCCAGUUACUGGUAAUGGCGUGUUCUUGUUGCUAUUGAGUGGCGUGAUGGCAGUUGUUUUUAAUGUGUUCUUGCCGCUGUCGUUGUGCUGGACGUCGCCAUUGGAAACGAGCGUGGGAGUGAUGCUUACGAUUCCUCUUUCUGGUGUGAUCGACACUUUGUUCCACGGAACAAGCUUCUCGUGGGAGUGUAUUGUCGGGUCUGCUUUAGUGAUGGGGGGCUUUGGAAUUCUAGAAUAUUGCACUAGCCCGCCAGAAGUGCCGGACAACCAUGGUGACCUGGUGUAAAAAACUUCUACAGCAGAGAGCUCAGCCUGGGUGGCAGAGUUGAGCUAUAUGUACCCUUGAAUACGAGUAAACGCGAGGCUGCAUUUCGUUUGUUACCCAGUGCAAACGGGUGACUUAUUGCUACCAUUCUAAAAAGAAAAAUUAAUAAAAAGAAAAGAAACUUGGCUUGGUC